GUGAGCUUUGAAGGAAGAGCAGAGGGUUUUGCUGUCACCAGCUACUCUGUAAAACCUGACCACGCCGAAACAUAUUUUCCAGGCAGGAAGUGUGGGGUUGGAGAACAGUGCGGUGUGCUGUAUAACUUGGUGAGGUUCCUGAAAGGGUGUGAGAUGACAAGAGAUUGAAUGCAGUGCAGAGGAGCGUGCAGUCUGAGAGAGGGCACUGUCUUCACUGUGUCUGCGGCGGUUAACAAUAUGAACACAGCAUCGAGCAAGUCCCCGGAGGAGCACCGAGAGGGUCAGCAGCAAACUCCCUUUGUCGGGCGGGCCCUUGUUUACCUGCUCGCCAUGUUCCUGCUCGCUCAUAUGCUCUCCAGUGCUUUACUGUACGUCUACUUCUCCAUCAAACUGCAGAAGGUCCAGGACAUAAUGAACACCGAACCAGAUUCUGUAUUCCUGCAGAUUCUAAAAAAGUGCGAAAGUAAGGAUCAGUUUGAAAAGAACAAACAUUUCUGUGAUGGAGAAAAAUCCCACUUCCAGCACUUGCUGAAGUACCUUGUGAACAACACUGAAGGACAGCAGCAACAUGACGUUCCAAGACCAGAAAAGCAGAUAGGGAGCCAUCCUGGUCCAACUAUCAGCAGCAUCAGACCUGAACAGACAGCAGCUCAUCUCAUUGCCACCGCUCCAUCCCACCACAGAGCAGUAGACACCAACUUUCCCAAAGACAAAGGCAAGCCAAUAAAGCAAUGGAUGGCUAAAGGCUUCCCAGCAUUUACACACAAUAUAAACUAUACUAGUGGGAAGCUUGUUAUCACUGAGCCUGGAUUUUAUUACGUUUACUGUCAGGUUAGUUUUCGACUGUCCAGUAACAAGACUGUCAACGCAUCCAACGCCCCGUUUCUUCAAUACAUCUAUUUGCAAAGAACAAAGAACCAAGUCACGCUCCUCAUGAAGGCAUCGAAAACACCAGUUGAUAAAAAGCAAGCUGCUAGUUUCAACUCAGUCAAUCAAGGGGGUGUGUUCCAACUGAAAUCAGGAGAUAAACUGUUUGUGAGUGUGACUGACCCCGAAUUGCUCAGUUAUGAUGCCACUUACUUUGGUAUCUUUCAGCUUUAAGUCUUUCUGUUAAAACGUGACAUAAAGUCUGCCAUCAGGUAGAAAGACUCAGGUGUUUUGCCACUGGCUCAGUGUUUCGAACUGCAGAGUAUCUCACUGGGAAUCAACAAGAUCUCUCCCUCCUCUAAUUAGCAACAAAAUACUUUCCAGCAACAACAACAUUUCGACGUUUCAACAUUUCUUAAUCACUCCUUUACUGGCACUAACCCAAAGUGCCAACGUCCCUUCAUAUUCCUCAUUGGAGCCCAAGAAAAGCACUGCAUCCUAAAAACUGUAAGAUCGAGAAUAACAGAAGGUCAACCUUGCACUCUGCUCCAGUGAAUUAUCCCCUUCAGUAACACGGUGCAAGAGACUGACAGUGAAAUGACUGUUCCUUGCACCAAUUACCAAUUGCUAGUUGAGGCCUGGUUUUUAUCAGAUUGAUGCUAACUGCAGUCUGCCUUAGUAAAGCCCUACAGUAACAAGGUGACCAUGCACAUCUCGGGUUGCAAUGCCAACUGGAAUGAGCUGCUGCAGCCAGUCUCAGAGUGACAGGGAAUUCUGCUGGAAAUAACCAUUACUGACCUUUAAAUACCUGGGGUAGUGGGCUGGGGGCCAAUGUUAAAUGUCGCGAAUGAGCAGAUUGCUGGGUGGGGACUGUACUUGUUUAACUUAUUAGUUUGUGAUUAAACUCACAGUCUUUAGUAAGGUCUGUCUUCUGACUGUAGACGAUUGUCAAAGUGCAUCCUGUCUUGAUGCAACAGCAUGGAGCUUGUGAACAGAAAACCACAGCCCCACUGCACUCAGGCAAUGUUAGUGACAAGUGAGCUUUAUCUGUACAUGCCCUCAUGCCCUUGUCUAAGCAGAUCUUAAAUUAAACAAACAGUGAACAGGUUAAAAAGAGAGAUGAAUAUUAGUGAGCUCCCACUGCAGGAAAGCUGAGAAGGACUUCUUGUAGCUGAAAUGUUCAUUUCAAAUGUGGGACUAUCAUCAUUCUCGAAAAACUGUACCAUAUUUGUAAUUGUUCACAAAUGCAUUUGAUAUCUUAUUCCUAUCGCACACAUAAAGCAUCAGAUUUGAAAGGGCCAAUGAAACGCCUCAGUAACUUCACAGAUAAACAGUUUGAAACAAGCUGAUUGUAUUCCAUUGUCCCCUGUGAAGUGGUUUAGUAUUCGAAGUGAUGUGUCUUUGAUAAAGUGGAACUGAACCAUAGACACUCAGGAAAUGAAGUUUUAAAUCUUCUAAAUAAUGUGUUACCACUUCAGCAGUUCUUGCUAAACAGAAUGUUGUUAUUGCAGAGUAAUUUUCCUCCUAGGUUGCUACUGACUUUAUUCUACAUCAACAAAAUUGACCAAAAUUGUGCCAUAAUAACAAGUUCUGACUGUAGUUUCAGGAGUUUUUUUUUCAGCUACCUAUCACAAAUCAAACUCUGCGAGUUCUAUGUCGGUGUUCUCAUGCUCCUAUUAAGGAGCACACUCAUAGGAAGAAGCAUUGGUCGGGUAAUACACUUGGAAUUAGUUGAAGACCGUGCAGGGUUUUGUUUUUGCACAAGCACUAAUUAUUCCCGUUCCCCCCUGUCCCUGUAAGAAGUGUGUCACACGGUAAUAGCUGGAAGUGUCACUGUGAGCUCCACGUUAUCCUGAAUGUUCACAAGAAUGACAUUCCAUCUCCAUGUGCAUUUCAGUGAAAAGACUUUUUUUUUGUAUUUAAUUUAUAUUCUGGAACAGGAUAAUGAAAUUGCACUUGUCAAGUUGAUAAUUACAAAAGCAGGUGAAUACCUAUUUCUGUCGGUGUCUGUGAGGCUAGUUGUAUUUUUUUGAGUGUAACUGGCAUUUUGUACAAAACAUAAAUCUCAAGCUAAUACACUCCAAAAAAUAAUCACUUUAGAAAUUGUAGGUUUUACCUGAUGUUAAUAAUAUUAAGACUAAGCUAUUUAUUUGAUUGAAUUGUCCACAGUUCCUGAUUGUUUUACUGUAUUU
Messenger RNA from Chiloscyllium plagiosum (whitespotted bambooshark), 3059 nucleotides. It is a transcript of the gene cd40lg, whose product is annotated as CD40 ligand. Gene Ontology annotation, molecular function: CD40 receptor binding; tumor necrosis factor receptor binding. The record is from RefSeq and is a predicted model, not a curated record. Lineage: Eukaryota; Metazoa; Chordata; Chondrichthyes; Orectolobiformes; Hemiscylliidae. Gene Ontology annotation, cellular component: membrane. Gene Ontology annotation, biological process: immune response.